AGGGAGCACCCUCUCGGUGCAGAGGGUCAUCCAGGCCCGUCCUUUCCCUUUCAGACCCCUGACACACGGAAAUACUUUCCAUUAACGUGCAGCCUUGUAUAGAUAUCGGGGGUUACCCUAAGGAGUCUGUUUAUCUUUGGGAUGCACAGCUGCCAAUUCGUAUAUAUUAAGCAACAAGGAAUCCGAUGCGAGUUUUUUUGGUCCUGCUCAGGAGCAGAAAAAGCAGUCGUAGUGCGGUGCUUCUAGCGGGUUUGUGUGAUUCUGGGAAGACUCUACUUUGCUGUAGGUUAUUGUCUGGGAAGUUUAAGAUUACACACACGUCCAUAACCAGUAACUCUGCAUUGUACAAGGUCAGAAGUGACAAGGGUCCUGCUGUUGUUUUAUAUGACCUUCCUGGUCACGAGAGUCUGCGUCUUCAGUAUUUGGAGAAGCACAAGGCUGAUGCCAGAGCCGUUGUCUUUGUGGUGGACAGCGUGUCGUUUCAAAAAGAAGUGAAGGAUGUGGCCGAGUUUCUCUACACGUUACUAACUGAUGCUGUGAUUGCGAAGAAUGCACCCCCGCUCCUCAUAGCUUGUAACAAGCAAGAUGUUACCAUGGCCAAGUCUGCAAAAUUAAUUCAGCAGCAAUUGGAAAAGGAACUCAACACUCUGAGGACGAUUCGCUCCGGUGCGCCAAAGUCUCUGGAUGGAUCUAGCACUGUGAGUGUGCUGCCCUUAGGAAAGAAGGGAAAGGAGUUUGAUUUCUCCCAGGCUCCGAUGAAGAUUGAGUUUGUGGAGUGCAGUGCACAAGGGAACAAAGGGGACAAAGGAGAGGCAGACAUUGGAAAUGUGGAGGCAUGGCUUACGAAAGUAGCAUGAACAAUAAGAUGGUCUUAAAAACGAAAGUUGUCACACUGCCAACCCGAGAGAACUGAUUCGCACCCAUGUACAUUUGCAACAAAAAUGAGACUGUGACCAAAGAUCCUAAAGUCAUGUUUUUAAUGCAGAACUCCAGCUGAAUGAUGUUUGCCAUAGCUACCUUGAGCUGAUACUUCCUAUAUGUAAGUGUCAGGUAGGACAAUGAUGUCAGUGUUUUGUAUGUUGCUUGUGUUAUUGAAAUGGCAGCAAACUAUCUUGUCUGUUAAUAUGCAAAUAAAAUAAUGGAUCUAAACCAA
Molecule: messenger RNA, 1153 nt
Organism: Stegostoma tigrinum
Lineage: Eukaryota; Metazoa; Chordata; Chondrichthyes; Orectolobiformes; Stegostomatidae
Gene: srprb
Product: SRP receptor subunit beta
Exons: 7
Coding region: 186-857 (223 amino acids)
Biological process (GO): protein localization to organelle; Golgi to plasma membrane protein transport; intracellular protein transport
Cellular component (GO): Golgi apparatus
Molecular function (GO): GTP binding
Source: RefSeq, a predicted model, not a curated record